This is a messenger RNA of Cokeromyces recurvatus, 2771 nucleotides long. RefSeq names its product fungal-specific transcription factor domain-containing protein. Lineage: Eukaryota; Fungi; Mucoromycota; Mucoromycetes; Mucorales; Mucoraceae. The coding region runs from base 164 to 2743 and encodes 859 amino acids. Gene Ontology annotation, biological process: regulation of DNA-templated transcription; DNA-templated transcription. The record is from RefSeq and is a predicted model, not a curated record. The transcript is spliced from 4 exons. Gene Ontology annotation, molecular function: DNA binding; DNA-binding transcription factor activity, RNA polymerase II-specific; zinc ion binding.
CACACAUGUAUAUUUAAAGCACAGAAUUUUUUAUUCUCUUUCUUUCUUUCUCUCCCUCUCCCUCUCUCUCUUUUUUUUUCUUUUUUUCUUUUAUCUGUGUAUAUUUAUAUAAAUAUUUAUAUACAUACACAUAUAUAUAUUUUUUUUAAAAAAAAAGGUUGCUAUGAAACAUGAUCUCGAAAAUAAAAAAGACCAAACAAAGCCAAAAAGGUUCAAAGUAGGGAAAGCUUGUUACACUUGUCGCAUCAAGAAGAUCAAAUGUGAUGGAGUACAGCCUUGUAUGCAGUGCAAAGUUCGUAAAAGACCUUGUACCUUUUCUAAAGAUGGUACAAUAGAUUCAAAUCAACGUGUUGAAACUGAUAAUGCAUCACAAGAACAAUCACCAUCAUCAAGUGCUUCAACGCCAUCAGCAACUCCUCAUCUAUCAUCUUCAUCGCAACUUGAUGAAAAGCAGAUUAUAUCCAUGACAGAGGCACUUACCAGAUUAAACAAAAUUUGGCCAGGUGAAGGGAGAGAAGGAAAGUGGGAAGUAGCUCAAUCAAAAUUACUUUUACAUCCUUUUCCAAAUCGACAAUUAACAAAUGAACAUGAAGAUGCUUUUGUACAUCAAACAAAGGCAAUACAACAACAAUGCAUACGACUUUAUUACAAACAUUGUUAUUCCAUGUUCCCUAUUGUCCCAAAACGUUUAUUUUAUAAACAGUUUGAUUCCCUUAGUCAAAAAAAUACAACUUCUUCUGAAUCCUAUUUAUUAAAUCCAGCACUCAUCUUGAUCAUGAUGGCACAUGGAGCUCAAAGGAGAUCUACAGAAGAAAUAACAGACACUAUAACAGCAGAAGCAGAUAGUUAUUUUCUACAAGCUCGUUCUAUUUUACUAGAUAACAAUUUGGUAGAUCAACCAAAAAUAAGUACAGUUGCUGCCCUCAUCUUGAUGAGUUUAUAUGAAUCUAGUGUAAAUCCUUAUCCAGUUAUGUAUAGUGGCAUAGCUUUUCAAAUGGCACUUGAUUUGAGUUUAAUGCGAGAUUAUCGUGGUGAAAUUGAUUUUGAAAGAAGGAAUGAAGAUGGCGAUUUACAAGAACUAAGAAAACGCACUUGUUGGGGCUGUUAUGCGUUAGACAAACUAAUUCAUAUGCAGACGGGCCAGUCAUGGAUGCUUCGAAGUAAAGAUAUUGAAUUAGAUAUGCCUUCAUUGUUACCAGGAGACAAUGUAAAAGAGCAUGAGACAUUAGAAGGAUUUGUAGCUCUUUUAAAACUCCUACAAAUUGCAGAACGUGUUUUACAACCUGCAUCACUACAACAGAAUGGUCAACCUGUAGUUCGAACCCAUGCACACGAUCAGAUGUCUUUGAAUACUGAUAACGACCUUUUGCACUGGCUAAGGACCUUACCUUCUCAAUUACAAUGGACUCCAGUAAAUAAUAAUUCACAUCAACUACCACCACCACCAUCAAAUGCGAUGGUAUACCAUCUUCAUCUUAUUUAUAAUUUCAUUGAACUUAGCGUCUUGAAACCUUAUUCAUCUUCAAAUGUCAAAUCCAUUCACCAAAGAUCUGCUAUUGUAGCUGCACAUAUAACACGUUUGAUAACAAAUCUGUCAACAACACAUACCUUAUGGAUCUUCAAUAUAAACUUAUUGAUGAGCGCUCUUAUGGAAGCAACACGAUUUCAUUUAAGGUUAUGUUCAAAUGAUGAAAAUCUUCCACUUGCACGACAGGCACGAAUGAUGUUUCAACAAUCUAUGAUGGCCAUGAAGCAUCUUUUGUCGGUGAUGGUGUUGAAGCAAGCUACAAAAAGCAUCCAUUUAAUGAACGAGUUUGUAAUAGCCUUGGAACAAGCAAUAUCUGAAGCUGAUGCAGCAAAUCUUAAUUUCUUUAAUGGAGAAGAAAGUGAUAUUAUGACACCUUUUGUCCUUGGCAAUACACGAUAUAUGGAGGAAGAAAGACAACAGUGGUCCAAAUUGGAUUAUUUUGCGAAUGGAUUAAUUACACCACCAACUGCAAAAGCAAGAGGAUUUACUAUGUCAUCGACCAUGUUUGUUCCACCUAACACAUUCCCUGAUUAUGAUAUUGGCCAUAGUGCAAUUACAGCGACAGAUCAUGCAUUUUCUACUCGGUUUUAUUCUGCAAGGUCUUCUCUAGAUGAGCUCUUGUCUAAUACUACAACCCAGUCAUGGCAAAGGGCCCAUCAAAAGACAGCGUCAUCAAAUAAUAACCAACAAUUAUUAAUGAAUCAAUCUAAUUCUUCUGACAUUGCAGCAUUUGUCGCACAACAAAUACAGGAUAAUAAUCAAAAUAGCAAUGGUAGUCACGAACAACACAAUUGGCCCAAUCAUAGUACAUCUACAUCUAAUACUACUACUACUACCACUACUACUACCACUACCAAUAAUAACAAUACUAAUACUACUAAUACUAAUAUAAAAAAUGGAACAACCUCUCAACAACAAAAUGCUAACAAUUCAUCUACAUCAUCUAUAGAGAAUGAAAGCUUAUUAUAUACAUUAUUAUCAUCCAAUCAAGAAAGAGAUAAUAAUAACACUCAGCAAAGAAGGUCUUCUUCUCAUAACGACUCCUCAUCAACUACACGACAAAACUAUAACAGUUUUGUUCAACCUUAUAUGAGUAUUGGUUUAGGUAUUUAUGCAUCAGCACAUCAACAUCAUAAUGACGUAAUUAGACAACAUCUGCCUGUAAAUAAUAAAGGGCCAGCAACAAUGCUGUCUCAUACACAACAACAUCAAUAAAUAAAUAAAUAUAUUUUGCCUAAAUAUG